AACUGUGGAGUGACUCCUCAGAGAAGAUUUUCUCUGCAGUCCUUCGCGCGAUCGCGCUCCGGCGUUCUCGUUCGGGGCGGUGCUUUUGCACGCGCUGUCCUCACCCCAGCCAGGAUCGGGGGCGGCGGGGAGCGCGGGUCGGAGGUGAGCGCGCGUGGCGGCAGCGGCCGGCGGGUGUCGCGUCGCAAUGGCCAAGCACCACCCGGACCUCAUCUUCUGCCGCAAGCAGGCGGGCGUGGCAAUUGGAAGACUUUGUGAAAAAUGUGACGGCAAAUGCGUGAUCUGUGACUCCUAUGUGCGGCCCUGCACUCUCGUGCGCAUAUGUGAUGAAUGUAACUACGGCUCAUACCAAGGGCGCUGUGUAAUCUGCGGGGGUCCAGGAGUGUCUGAUGCCUACUACUGCAAGGAGUGUACCAUCCAGGAAAAAGAUAGAGAUGGUUGUCCUAAGAUUGUCAACCUGGGCAGUUCCAAGACAGAUCUCUUCUACGAAAGGAAAAAGUACGGCUUCAAGAAGAGGUGAUCCCAUCCGUACGUGGCUACACCUCCUAUCGGGUUGGCAAGAGGGUCUUGGAACAUCUCUGGACUUUACUGUCACCGAAAACCGGUUGAUUAUUUUUUUCUAAAGCAGUACAAAUUCAGUAGUAUACUUGGGGUUGGAGAAAUAACAGACUGAGUGGGGACUGAAACCUGAUCAGAACUGACUCUCAGAAAGAGCAAGUGAGGAUUUCUGUCUCUUGCCUUUUCAGAAGCUCUGCUAGUAGCUGCCCCAGCUCACUGUAAAAAUCCUGGUGGGCAAGUAUUUACACGUGGAGGAGACCAGCUCAGUAAAAUGCAAGUGCCAUUUCUGGUGUGGGGAAACACCUUAUGGUUGUUCUUACUGGGCCUCCUCUCAAUUGUUUGAAAUCAUCCCACGCAUCAGUAUUGAGGAACAGAGCACCAAUCCCACGUGUCCACUCCCCCUCCUCCCUUCCUCCAGUAUAUUUCCAUGCUGCCCUGUUUUGUAAGGAACCUGCUCAUGGCUGGUGCCUUCCUAGGGAGAGCACAGCUGCUCCAUGUUUUCUUUGAUAGAUUAAUCCAAGGCCCUUUCUUGUAACUGUUUCUGUAGGAUGCAUACCAAUAAAGCUUCUCCUUUUGUUUUUUUGGGGUUUGGGGUUUUUUUUAAUUUUUAUUUUGUAUAACAAGGAUUUCUCUCUGGUUCGUUCUGUCCCCAGCCUCUCUGGAGUUUUCUGGGGACAUGCAGGAUUAGUCCAGCUAGAACUGCACAAUGGGUUAUCUGGUUUCUGACAGUGCCUGCUUACGGCCAUGUGACCUUGCUGCAAGGAGCUUCAGGGAAUGGCUAUCGCUUUUGUCUGCCUGUGAUCCCAGCCACUGAUCAUUUUGUCCCAUAGCGUGAGGAUCGCUGAGCUUGUAACCCUUAUCCUAGCUAAUACAACUGUGGAUGUUGUUUCACCAUGCAAGCAUCCAAUCCCUUUCUAAAACCUACUAAGCUAUUUGACUUGCUAUCCUGUUCUUGUGAAUUAGUUAAAGCCUUCCCUGCUGUAACUGGAAACCAACUAUUGUGUUCUAGGCUAUUAGCCAUAUGCACGCUGAAAACCAGAGGCUGCUUGUUUGUCAAAUACCAGUACAGGCUAAAAGCAGUCUGUUGGCUCAGCAGAGAUCUGGGAACGGGCACCUUUAUGCAGAGGCAGAACUGCGUUCCCUACUAGUGUGUGCACUUCUCAGAUGGUUAAAUUAGGGACCUAGCUCGGUGUGUCCUGUAGUCCUUAAAGUCUUCAUAGUCUGAGUAGAGUGUGUGCUACAGUAAUGGGAUUUUCUUUGUGCAGUUUUGAGGUGCAGGGCCCGUUUUGUGCCCCUUCCAGGAUUUCAUUUGUUCCCCUGAGGUUAGUACUGAUUCCUCUCAACUCCUCUGUGGCUUAAAUGCCUCUUCUACCUGCUUCAGCCAUUUCGGCAUUUCAGAUAAGAGUGAAAACAAACAGACAAGUUGUGAUCAUCCUUCCCUUAAAAGUCAUUUCUUCCUGCUGCAGCUGGCUCUAGCUAUGACUGGUCCUACAGCUGUCUCAGCUGCUCCUCCCUUUCUUCCCCCCCCAGCUAUUAAUUCUGUCAGGUUUCUCUUCCAAGCUUUUUGCAGUCCUGAGAGUAUCUGUAUGUCUUCUUCCCUGGACAGUGGUUCCCUUAUACAGCUGGUUAAUUUUUACUAACGUGGAUGCCGUUUGCCAAGAUGGUCAGAGCAAACAGGUUCUUUGGUUCCAGCAAACCCACUCUCUCAAAGGAAUUCUACCUGAGUAAGCAGCUGCCUCUUGUUCCUGGCUGGGAAGUCCAUGUCAGAGCCAUUAUUAGCCGUGUUAAAUUUUGUAUUUCUUUAAAAGCAGGGCAUGACAUGCAGAUUUUUUUGUACCUGGAACUUUAUCACUUCAACCAGAAUUUAUCAUUUGUUCUCAGUCAGGCCACUCAAAUUAUCGCACUAGGAAUGCAGGAGGUUUAUACAUAUUUUUUUUCUUUCCUGGAAGUUUCCAAGAUAACAAAAGUUGUUCUGUGAAGGUAGAGGGAAAUGAAGUAUGUCUUUUGUCUCAGAGUUAUUGCCGCUGGUGCAGAGACCCCUAGAAGGUCUAAUUUUAGAGCAGCCCUUGUUCCCGAUCAUUUAGCACAAUCAGCCAGGCAGGGGUUGCUAUAGAGAUAUGAGUGUCCCCAUCCCUUCCCCCACCCCAAAAAAAGGCAGAGCAUACUUACUUUCUUGGCACUCCCGGUGCCCUCGCUCUGACUGCUGAGUAUAUCGGUCUGCGUUCUGGCAGCAAUGAGAGUUAAGCUGCCAUUUCUAGUUGUUCUGAGUCACUGGGCAGGUGGAGAGAGGGAGGGACAGGCUUUUUCCCCUUUGCCUUGUUUGCCCAGACAUCUCUGGGGAGAAUGCCAAAUGCUGGUGCUCGGAUCAGUUCAGCGCCGCUGCCUUUCUGGUACUUUCAGAGCACAGACAGGACAUUGCCCCGAAGCUGCUAAUUCAGACAAGGGUAAUGAAUGCAGUUGGGUAGCCCAGAAAAACUCAGCCUUGCUUGCGUGGUAAUGAUUUCUGUUCACCAGCAAAUGAAACCCAGUCAGGGCCCCUGGAAAAGUGCUGUAUUUCUUAACCUAAAUAGAUUUUAAAGUACUUGUCCAGUAGAAGAUUUCCUGGCAGUACUGGAGACCAGAGCACAUGCAAAAAGGGCAAACUUCCCUGCAGGGGGGGGAAUGAGACAAGCCGUGUCCCGCUACUGUGUGCCUGCCAAGCUCUGGAAGGGCUUCAUCAGACCUUGGAGUCUUAAGCAGCCUGAUUCAGGGGCUCCCCCGCUGCCAGCUGUGAAGCACUUGCAUGACAACUGCAAGGAAGGGUGGGAGGGACGGAUGGACAGACGCGUCUCUGUGGCAGCCGAACCCCCGUGGUGCUGCCUGCAAAUCCUAAUUGCAUGGAGCUAAAUGUGUCUUCCUGCUGUCACUUUUCUAGGUAGGGUUAAUUGCUUUUUUCUUUGUUAAUCAAAAGGAUGGUAUGUAAUAAGUAAAAAAAUCUCUUUAUUGCAAAUAUUUACAUUGGGAGGAGGAACAUUGGACCUCUUGGCUUAUUAAGCAAUUGGCCUCUGUCGCCGGUACUAACAAGACAUCGCCGUGUUCUGAAAUGUAGAUGUUCCAUGCUACGCGCCUCUUCAACUACCAGCCACAGCUACAACCAAGCUCAGCAAAUAGCUCCGUAACACACCUCUGGUCCUUUGAAUCAUCUAGACCUUGUCUUGACAAAGCCCUUGAGCCUAAAGCAUUACUUUUCUUUAAAAAAAACCAACCCACGAAGGUAGGCAAAGGCCUCGAGUCUGCCUGUGAGCUUUUCCUGCGGGAAUUGUAUAGACAAAAUCCCGCUUCUGAAACCUUAUCUGCACAGGAGCUGUUAUUUUCUCAUUACGGGGAUCAGCUGGAGAUGUUGUUUGCCUGUUUCAAUAGCAGGAAAGAAUUUUUCAUUUCCUUGAGGUUGUCAUGUGACUUGAAUGUAAAGAGGAUUCAGGGUAUGGCAGUGUUAAUUACGCCUGAUUAUAACCUGACUGCCCUUCCUUGGCAUUAAAUAACCCAGCAAAACGAGCUCUGUCCCGGCGGCCUGGCAAUUCCUUCUCUCCCAGCACACACGUGAUUCGGUAGCUUUGCUUUGACGUAAUAGCCAAAUGGCCAAGAAUGCGUGAGCAGAUACUGUGACAGAAUUCCUCUGCCUGCAUGUGUACCAGGGCGACGCGAUAAUUAAAGGAGCACGGUCAAGGCGCAAGUAUUUUAAAGAGCCCUAAUGUGUAACACCCUCUUAGUAACACCUUAUUAAAACAACAAUAGAAUUUUAGAAA
Messenger RNA from Grus americana (Whooping crane), 4343 nucleotides. RefSeq names its product PHD finger protein 5A (gene PHF5A). The coding region runs from base 188 to 520 and encodes 110 amino acids. The record is from RefSeq and is a predicted model, not a curated record. Gene Ontology annotation, cellular component: precatalytic spliceosome; U2 snRNP; U12-type spliceosomal complex. Gene Ontology annotation, biological process: mRNA splicing, via spliceosome. NCBI's taxonomy places the organism in Eukaryota, Metazoa, Chordata, Aves, Gruiformes, Gruidae. The transcript has 4 exons.